AUGGAGAAAAACCAACAAGAUAAGGAAGGGUAUAUGGAUCAGAAGAGGGAAGCGUGCUGCAAAGGAGCAUGCGAAUUUAUUUCAAGAAAACACCUUUCUGAUGAUAUAAUGCCUCACAUUCUAAACAUAUAUGGAUCCCGUGCAACGGCCUCUGACUUUGAAAUCUACAGUCCAAAUGCUUCCUUUGAGGACCCACUGAUGUGUGCUCGUGGGUUGAAGCAGAUCAAAUCAGCGUUUUAUUCACUUCCGAAGAUCUUUAGUGAAUCAAGAAUUGUGGAAUACGACAUCACAGAAAAUAUGAUUUCACCAGGAAAUCAUGAGAUAUUGAUUGAUAACAAACAAUAUUACAAGUUCAUGGGGAAAGACGUAGAUGUGAUAUCACUCAUCAAAUUGCACCUUUUGGAAGGAAAAGUUGUUCGCCAUGAAGAUUGGUGGGACAAGAAGCCUCUUUGGAAUAGAGAAACAGUUAAGAUACCGCUGAUUGGCCGCGUUGUGGAAAUGACUCGUAGGGGUUCAAUGUUGGCAACUCAUGUUUUGAUGGGGUUUGGGAAGGAUCCAUCCACGGAUAUAAAAUGA
This is a messenger RNA of Prunus armeniaca (apricot), 576 nucleotides long. The record is from the annotation of a GenBank genome assembly. NCBI's taxonomy places the organism in Eukaryota, Viridiplantae, Streptophyta, Magnoliopsida, Rosales, Rosaceae.